UUGGUUAUUGUAAACAAACAGUAUAAACACAAACAAUUUUCCUAAAUUUUUAUUCUAAUUAAAUGGAUAAGAUAAAGAACGUCAAACCAGGCUCCUCAAAAAAUGUAGACAAUUUCCUAAACAUUACACAGACUCUAAAUGUAGACAACACAUUUUUCAAUGCUAUCAAUUUAGACGAUUCCAGUUUGAAUUCGAAUACAUCAAAAACAUCUAAGGGCAAGUCGCAGCACUUAUCAAAAAAGAAGAAUGUUAUUCAAAAAAAAUCAAGUGGCUUUAGUUCCAUGUCUUCAUGUGAAUCGUUUGAAAUUGAAGAAGAAAGAAUAUCGAAGACGAAAAAUCACAAUUCUUUAAAACGACCUAAUGAACAAACCCCGCCAGUCUUCCCAGAGAAAAAAUUAAAAUUCGACAAACAAACCACUCCACAAAGAAUACACGACAUAGAAAUAAACGAAUCAGGUGUAGACAUUCUACAAGACACACUAGAUGAUCUAGACAUAACGAAACUAUUAGAAAAAAAUGAAAAUGAAGUGAACCAUAAAUCUAAUUCUAGCAAAUCAGAGUUCGAUGAUGCUUUUGCUAACUACUUAACCCAAAAGAAUCCAGAAAAACCAGGACAGUUAUGCGAUGAAACGUACAAUAUCCCUUCGCAGUUUUUUAACACGCAAGUUAUCAAUCAAAUCGAUAAAGCACUAGUUGAAACUGCACAUAAUACCGAAAAUAAAACUGAAAAAGCGGAUCAAGAAGAAUUCAAAGUGCCUCUGCUACAAAGUUUUAAAGAGAAAUUAAGGACUACCAAAUCAGGGGAGGCCACGUUAGAUAAAGAAAUAAGCGAUAGAUCUGCGCUCUUUGAAGAUGAAAAAGUCACUACGCAGUACCGCGAGGAAGUUGAUAACUUGUUCGAGCAAAUCGAGCAUUCGAUAUUCGCGAUGGGCACGGAGCAUUCGAGUAAAGUCCCUGACAAGCUCUUGGAUAUAAUUUUCAGCGACGACUUAAAAGAAACCAGAAACAAAGAAAACUCUGAAGAAAACAGCGAGGAUAUUACAUGGCCGGAAAAUACGCUUUUGAACGGAAUAAGUUUUAACGCAAGCUUUGGAAGCGUCAUUAAGAAAGCUCUUAUUAAUAACGCAACUAAAUCUGUGCAUCCUCAAAAACCAGGAAAUAGUACCCUGAAUUUGACAUUAUCAGAGAAAAAGUCGCAAUUCCGCAAUUUGGGGCCAUUCUACGGUUUGCCAUUGAAAGUGAAAGAUCUAAUAAAACAGUAUAAGGCAGUAGAAGAGCUUUACGAUUGGCAACAUGAGUGUUUGAAUUUACCUGCCAUCGAAAGCAGAAAAAACUUGAUCUACGCAUUACCGACAAGCGGCGGAAAAACUCUAGUUGCAGAAAUCCUUAUGUUGCGUGAAAUCAUGUGUUACAAGCGGAACGCCAUAUUUAUUCUGCCUUACGUUUCUAUUGUUCAAGAAAAAGUGUGGGCCUUUUCACCGUUUGGAGUCGCCUUGGACUUUUUGGUGGAAGAAUACGCAUCGAAUAAAGGCGUUUAUCCACCAAGGAAGAGACGUAGAAAGAACUCGGUGUAUAUCGCGACCAUUGAAAAGGCAUUGGGGAUCGUAAAUAGUCUAAUCGAGACGAAUCGAUUGCACGAAAUUGGACUGAUAGUUGUUGAUGAACUCCACCUUAUUGGAGAAAGUGGUAGAGGGGCUACUUUGGAGGCUUGUCUCACGAAGAUAAUGUUCUUAAAAGCAAAUAUUCAAAUAGUAGGUAUGAGUGCAACGAUAGGAAAUUUGCCAGAGCUUUCGGAAUUCCUAAAUGCGGAUGUCUACACGAAGAACUUUCGACCAAUAGAGCUUGUAGAAUACGUGAAAUGUGGAAAAGAAAUUUCGAGAAUAAACUGGAACCACACCGACGAAGAUAAUCUGCUGGUUGAACCUAAAAGGGUGCAAUAUAGGUAUUCCGAUUCCCUUUUAAAAGUAGAUCCCGACAUGCUCGGAGGACUCGUGAUGGACGUGGUGCCUAAAGGAUCAUGUUUGAUAUUUUGCGCGUCGAAGAAAAACUGCGAAAACGUUGCGAAUCUGUUGUGCAGGCUGUGCAAACCGGAAUUGAGAAACUAUAAGAAAGCUGAAAAGGUGCAAGUUAUACAAGCUUUAAAAAACGAGGCGGGCGACUUAUGCAAUAUUUUGAAAGUCUCUGUGCAGUACGGGAUAGCAUAUCACCACUCCGGACUGACAAGUGACGAAAGGAGAAUUAUAGAAGAUAGUUUUAGGGCGGGGAUUAUUUAUGUUAUUUGUUGCACCUCUACUUUAGCGGCGGGUGUGAAUUUGCCAGCAAGGAGAGUUAUACUGAGGUCUCCCUACAUCGGAAAGGACUUCAUAAAUCUGUCCAGGUACAAGCAGAUGGUCGGUAGAGCAGGUAGAACGGGUCUUGGCGAGACCGGCGACAGCAUUCUUAUCGCUCAAGAGCCGGAUUUGCCCAAAAUAAAGGAACUGCUGUUGUCCCCGAUGAACCAAGCCUUGUCAGGAAUGCACAUAUUGGAAGGAAAAGGCCUCAGACACUUACUACUAAGCUGUAUCAGCUUAGGAAUUGCGAAUACUAGGGUGGAACUGCAAGCGGUUGCCUCCAGGACCCUACUUGCCACUCAAAGCGACAAAUUGGAGGUCAACAUCAAGCAUUUAACGGAUAAAGUCAUCAGGAAUCUGUUUAAACUGGGCGCCCUACAGGAAUCUUGCGGUUUACAGAAGAAAGAUAGUUCCUCGGGGUUGUGCGACGUUUCAGUAAAGAUGGAUGUUUCCACAGCUAACUUCGAAUCUCAGAAUACGCCCGUUGGCAAUAAAGAAGGGGAGAAAUCCACCGCCAAGAAGAAAGUGGUAGUGUUAACGAAUGAAACUAAGAUGGUUGUUAGCGAGCUAGGAUGUGCCGCCAUUAAAGGGGGGUUGGAACUUUCGAGGGCACACUUGUUGUACGAGGAUCUCUAUCAGGCCCAGUCUAGCUUGGUGCUCCAAGGUCAUUUGCACCUCCUUUAUUUAGUUACACCCUACGAGACUUCUGAACAGAUAAAGCCCAACAUGCAAGUGUACUAUGAAGUGUUGACCCAUCUAAAACCAAGCGAAAUGAAAGUUGCCAAGAUCUUAGGCAUAAAUGAAUCGGUAGCUGUCAAAAUGUUGUCUAACAUCCCAAUAAAGAAUGUACCAGAGAGAGUUAUCAAUAGAUUCUAUGUGACGUUGAUGCUUUACGAUCUGUGGAACGAAAUGCCAGUUUUUCAAGUCUCCGAAAAAUAUCAGAUCAACCGAGGAAUUGUACAAAACCUCAUGACAAUUUCGGCCACAUUUGCUUCUAACGUCGUGAACUUUUGCGAGAAUCUAGAAGAGUUUUGGGCGUAUUCCUACCUCUUGAAAGGAAUGAGCCAACGGUUAUCGCACUGUUGCGUCAAAGAGCUGCUGCCUCUGAUGGAACUGCCUGCCGUCAAACAGAGCAGAGCAAAGCAGCUUUACAACGCGGGUUAUAAAACUUUGCAGAGCAUAGCAAAGGCGAACGCCGACGAUUUGGUAGACAGUAUAGAUUUCAUGUCCAGAAGGGUGGCCAAUCAGUUAAUCGCUGCGUCUAAGAUGUUACUACUCGAAAGAGUCGAAAACCUUCGGGAGGAAGCCGAGGACGUUCUAGACGGGGUGGAAAACCCAAAACAACUGCUCAACUUAUCGUCGUAUGGCCACCUCUGAUAUCUGUUAUUA
Messenger RNA from Anoplophora glabripennis (Asian longhorned beetle), 3719 nucleotides. RefSeq names its product helicase POLQ-like. The record is from RefSeq and is a predicted model, not a curated record. Bases 63 to 3707 code for a protein of 1214 amino acids. NCBI's taxonomy places the organism in Eukaryota, Metazoa, Arthropoda, Insecta, Coleoptera, Cerambycidae. Gene Ontology annotation, molecular function: nucleic acid binding; ATP binding. The transcript is spliced from 18 exons.